AGAAGAAUUUGUAUAAAUACCAAAAGGUUCUGCGUAUUUCUUCAUUAGAGUUUCGGUUUUACUGUAGUGAACAACUCAACUUCAGCAGUCAAUAUGAAACUUUUCCUCGUUGCUUUUGCUGUGAUAGCAGCUGUGGCCGCCGAUGUCGCAAACCUGCCCGUCAACGAGUACUUGCCCCCUGUGCAGCAGGAUGUCCAGACCGUUGCUCUUCCCAGCAACGAGUAUCUGGCUCCAGUCAACCAGGAGCCAAUCAACCAGGGCUCCCUGGACAUUGAUGGAUACCGUUACAAGACCAACCGCCGCUUGGUUGUCCGUCGCAACCGUCGUGAUGUGAACGAGCUGCCCUCCAACGAGUACUUGCCCCCUGUCCAGAAUGUUGAGCCUGUGCCUGCCCAUGAGUUGGCCGAUGAUGGUUACCGUUACAAGACCAACCGCCGUGUUGUCUACCGUCGCCACCGCCGUGAUGUGAACGAGCUGCCCUCCAACGAGUACCUGCCCCCUGUUGAGGUGUCAGUUCCCUCCAAUGAAUACCUCGCUCCAGUCUCCAACAUUGUUGAGGAUUCCCAGGGCCAGAUCGCUGCUGAUGGUUACCGUUACAAGACCAACCGCCGCUUGGUUGUCCGCCGCAACCGUCGUGAUGUGAACGAGCUGCCCUCCAACGAAUACCUGCCCCCAGUGCAGAUCAGCCAGCCACUCCCAUCCAACGAGUACUUGCCCCCUGUCCAGAAUGUUGAGCCUGUGCCUGCCCAUGAGUUGGCCGAUGAUGGUUACCGUUACAAGACCAACCGCCGUGUUGUCUACCGUCGCCACCGUCGUGAUGUGAGCGAGCUCUCCAACAACUAUCUGCCCCCUGUUGCUGCCCCAUCCAACGACUACUUGCCACCCGUCCAGAACGCUGUCCCUCAGGUCCAGAUCUCUGAGCCUUCCGUCAUUGAUGUUGGUGUGCCAGCUGUCGAGACUGAGGUCGGUCCAGAUGGUUACCGUUACAAGACCAACCGCCGUGUCGUCUACCGUCGUCGUCAUUAAACCCUCAUCUGAAAUGUUUCACUAAGUGAUCAACUUGUGCUCAUUUUGGAGUGCAAGUUAAAUAAUAUGUAAGAAAAUUUCAUUUUUUCGCUCACGAAAUAAAAUUACUACGAAAAUAA
Messenger RNA from Drosophila navojoa, 1145 nucleotides. RefSeq lists its product as uncharacterized. The record is from RefSeq and is a predicted model, not a curated record. Lineage: Eukaryota; Metazoa; Arthropoda; Insecta; Diptera; Drosophilidae.